AUGGCCUUAUACGAAUCACAAGGAGGCAACGAGAAGUUGAGAGGCGUUUACGGGUUGGAAAAGAAGACUGGAAGAGCAGCGGGAAGACCGACCGGAGUCGAGGACGAGGGGCACGCAAACUGUCGAAAGGGAGGCGGACCGGCUCUGCUGUCCCUCCCCCAGUCCGAUAUUAACUCUGCGCCUCUGCACAGACGCCUUGAUAACCAUGCCGUAGGCGUCUUCGGCGCCUCAAUCAACCGUUUGAUGGAGUGCCAAAGUUCCCAAUGGCCUUAUUCGAGUGACGACGUGCGAAGGCUCAGCAUCUGA
Messenger RNA from Caenorhabditis auriculariae, 306 nucleotides. Lineage: Eukaryota; Metazoa; Nematoda; Chromadorea; Rhabditida; Rhabditidae. The record is from the annotation of a GenBank genome assembly.